Molecule: messenger RNA, 1509 nt
Organism: Mesocestoides corti
Lineage: Eukaryota; Metazoa; Platyhelminthes; Cestoda; Cyclophyllidea; Mesocestoididae
Source: the annotation of a GenBank genome assembly
UGCAAUAAACAUAAUUGCAUCUUAAAACCCAAUCUUCCACUUUUUUUAGAACUUUUACCUAGUGGUUCAGAUUGGAAGUUAUACAAAUAUCUUACGACAAAGAAAAACUACAGUCCAUUUGUCCGACCUGUGACGAGGCACGAAUCAGCUGUUCUGUUGUUCAUGAAUUUGAGUCUCAUACAAAUCUUGGAUGUGGAUGAAAAGCGGCAGAUAAUUAAAAUGAAUGCAUGGGUCAACCUGGAUUGGAAAGAUCACAAUUUCAUGUGGGAUCCAAAAGACCAUGGAAAUGUUACUUCAUUGAUUCUCCCAUCUCAGGAUAUUUGGACACCUGAUCUAGCUCUCUACAAUAAUGCUGGUGGGGACUGGGACCUGGCCAGUUCGUCUUCAACCAAGGUUAUAGUUCAUUAUGAUGGGACAGUAAUAUGGCGCCCGCCCAUCAUCUUCAAGAGUCAAUGUGGGAUCAAUGUUGAGUAUUUUCCUUUUGACAUGCAAAACUGUUCCAUGAAAAUUGGCUGCUGGACACACCACGGUCUCCUGAUUGAUCUUCGCCAUACAAGCCAGAAGGCGAACUCUCAACCCACCUUUGAUAACUGCCGGAGUCAGAUCGAUCACGCCAUCGACUUAUCCAUGUUCACUACCGAUGUGCAGUGGGAUUUAAUAGGUGUUUCGGCACGACGAAAUAUUGAGUUUUACCCCUGUUGCUCGGAGCCUUACCUAGACAUAACAUUCUACAUAAUUCUUCGGCGCAAGCCGCUAUUUUUCGGCGUGAAUUUAAUUUGUCCCUGUAUAUCCAUCUCAAUACUCACCAUCUUGGUGUUUUAUCUUCCAGCAGACAGCAGAGAAAAGAUUUCUUUGAGUAUUUCGACCCUCAUAGCGCUUACAGUUUUCUUUCUGCUGGUCUUCGAAAUAUCUCCGCCCACAAGUUUGGUAGUGCCAUUAAUUGUAAAAUUUCUGCUCUUCACAAUGGUCUUAAUUAUUUUCUCCACUAUUGCAACGGUGAUUGUCCUCAAUAUUCACACCCGUACCCCAGAUACUCACAAGAUUUCACCGUGGACCCGACAUAUUUUCAUCGAAGUGCUUCCUAAAGUUCUGCGCAUCAAACGAUACGAACACCCUGGGUCCAAACAAAUAGGGCGACUGAGCAGGUCGCCUCCAAGCCUUUAUGUGCAAAACUCGGAUUGUGUUCUUACCGAUUUCAACCAGCACAUGAUGGAAGGCUUGUCAAUAGACCAAAUUGAAGCAUCUUUGGAUAAAGUUCGGCACACUGUGCUGCACUUUCGUCAGCAGGAGAAGCGGAACAAGAUUCGGUCGGAGUGGAGGUAUGUGGCGUUCGUGAUCGACCGACUGCUUUUGUGGAUGUUCGCAGGUGCAACUAUGGCUGGUAUUGUCAGCAUUUUUAUGCAAGCCCCAACCCUGCACACCAAGGAACGAGCUCUGACUGCACUGACCGCGCCGUCUGUUGAUGCCAUAAAUGUCACUCGCCUCUCUUGCGAAACUAAAUUGGUUUAA